Eimeria maxima is the source of this 560-nucleotide messenger RNA. RefSeq lists its product as hypothetical. The transcript is spliced from 3 exons. Gene Ontology annotation, molecular function: histone binding; nucleosome binding. NCBI's taxonomy places the organism in Eukaryota, Apicomplexa, Conoidasida, Eucoccidiorida, Eimeriidae. Gene Ontology annotation, biological process: transcription elongation by RNA polymerase II; positive regulation of transcription elongation by RNA polymerase II; nucleosome organization. The record is from RefSeq and is a predicted model, not a curated record. Gene Ontology annotation, cellular component: transcription elongation factor complex. The annotation marks the transcript as partial.
AUGAAGAGUCAAUUAUGCCAUGGAGAAGACAGCGAUGAAUCAGAAGGAGAGUCUCCUCGUCCUUUCUUAGAGGAAAGAAGCAGCAGCAAGGGUUUAGGGUCUAGGGUUUUCUCUAAUUGUGUCUCCUUUCUCUCUCUAAGAUCAGAAGCAGCAGCAGGAGAAGGAGAUGCUCUUGAUGCAUUAGAUGCAACAAAAAUACACCCAACAGAUUUUAAUGGCAAUAAUAGUUGGCUAUCUCGUCUAUGCAAGGCAGCAGUAGAGGCAAGAAAAGGAGACAAUAAAGGAGACAAUAAGGGAGAAAGGGGAGAAGGAGAAGGAGAAGGAGAAGGAGAAGGAGAAGGAGAAGGAGGAGGAACAGAAGCAGUAACAGCAACAGCAACAGGAGGAGACAAUCAAGGAACAGGAACAACAGCAACAGGAGAUAAUAAAGGGACAACUAAUGAAGAAACUGAUGAAGAAGCUGUCGCUGAAGUACUCAAGGAUCCUUCUUUAUUGGAUGAAUUAGAUUUAUUGGCAUUUGCUUAUAAAUAUAAAAAUGAGCCAGAAGGAGACAGAAUACU